AUCACAAAGGACAGAUUUUAACAUUUUCAUUAAAUAAACAUCCAAACAAAUUUAAUGUAAUACAUAAAUUUAAAGUAAUAAUUUUACAUAAAUUCUUUGUGAUUUUUCUAUAUUAUUAGUAAUUUUAAUGGACUGCAUUAAAAUCUAAAAAGGAGGCAUGGUCGGGAAUGAUGUUGAAGUUUGGCUGAUUGAAUUUUUAUGAUGAUAAAACAUUUACGGGAUUUCCUAAGAGCCUACUUGAAAGAGCGUGCUGCAGCCCAGGGCAGGGUACAAAAACCAAAACUUUUAAUAUACGACGAAUAUUUGAAAAAGUAUGUCAGAGCAGAGGAAUUAUUAUUGCCUGGAAAGAAGAAAACUAUUGAAGGUCCAAUUUCAUUAAGAAGUUCCAAUGAGCACUUGCUGUUUGAUAUAUUACUGAAAAAAUUUAUUAAUCCAAAACUUGAUCUACCAGCUAAAAUCGUGCCUCUAGGAAUAAAAGAUGAACACGAAUUUCAUAAUCUAUAUGAUUUCAACAGAACAAACCAGGUAAACAUUAACACUUCAAGUAUAGAUUACUUUUGGGGAAAGAAGAAAGGGUCCAAAGGUAAGAAACACUCAAACUAUCCAGCACUGCCCCCAGUACAUAACAAACCACAGGAAACAGGACCUUUCAGGGAGGGAUGGGCUGGACAGCUGACAAAGCCUCCAGUAUCUAAUCCUAGACCAGAAAAAGGGAGUAGUAGCUGCUUCGAAGAUCCUGACAAAGACCCUAAGAAGAAGCCAAAGAAGAAAAAGCAAAAGAAUUUGGUAUGUGGGAAAAACAUCAAACAAGAAAAAGACAUUUCUACGACCAAAGAGGCAAAUGAAAACCUGAAAUGUUUGGAAUUACCAGAAAAAGACUGUAAGUAUUCUAAAGAUGUAAAACCUGCAGAAUCUACAUCACAACCCCAGUAUGAUGAUAAGUGGUCUUCAAAAUUGGAUAAAGAACGUAGUAAAAAAGAAAGCAGGAAUGUAUUUAAAAACAUUUGCUCAAAACUAUUUUUAAGUGGAAAAUAUGAGGAAAAAACACGUAAAAAGGAAAGCUCUGGCAUGAGCCAUAAAAGCUCAAGUCAACUUGAGAAUGAUUCUUGUAAAUUAAAGGCAGACUUAGAAAAUGAGUUAAUUAAAAAAGUAAAAGAUUGUAAUAAAACUACUGAAAAUAUUAGCAAAAUAGAGUAUAAAAAAGACAACUUACCACAUACCUCAAACAGUGCUCAAGGUAAGUAUAAUGUGUGUGAUAUGGGCAAAGAACCUAAAAAACCUGGUAAAUCGGAAUUAGUUACUCCUAAAAGUAAGUGUUUCCCAGAUUUAAACACAAAGCCAUGCCCUUGCACUUUGACAAGCAGUGUGACAAAAACCAAACCUGAUCCAUGUGGAUUCAUUUCUGCAAAGCCAGUAGUGGAAAAUACUGUAAAAUAUAAACAAGAGACACCAUGCAGUGAAAGUAUUUGUAGAAAACCUUGUACCGAUGAUAAAAUAUUAAAACCCAGUAGUAAGUCAACCAGUAUUUCAGCUCAACACGAUACAACAUCAGAUACCAACAUGACCGCAGGAAAAGGAAGUAUAUGUCCUGAAGUUAACAAAAGGUGUGUUACUGCAAACAUUGAUGAAAUGAAAAAAGAAUGUAAGAGAUCAAUAGCACAAGAAUUUAAGACAUCUAGUUUUCAAAAGGCUUUACAAUGCACAGCUCUGAUGGUAAAUAAGAAAGAUAUAUGUGAUAAUAAAAGCACUGCAACUAAAAACAUAAAAUACAACUUUAUAGUUGACCCGAAAGUUCAAAAGCUGAAACCGCCUUGUCCAAAGAAUGAUGAUGUUUCAACAAAAGAAAUUAGGAAUAAAGAAUGUAAAAUCAGUAAAGAGCCUUCAAAAGAGCAUAAAGUUAUCUCUGAUGUAUUGAAUGUUUGUGAUUGCAAAGAAAAAACUUGUGAUAAAGAGGAAAGCUCAAAAAUUAAUGAUUCCUUUGAGGCAUGUGACAAAAAUAUAUGUAAAAAUGAUAAGCAGUCUGUAAAAUGCCCAUUAAGUUUAUCGGAAUCUACUAAUGUACAAUGUCCAAAAUCGAAAAAGGAUGAGAAUGUAACUCAAAGUGCUAAUAUUUGUACAAAAUUGACAAGGAAAGAUGCAGAACUUGUGUUAGCCGAGUGUCCAAAGCCAAAAACUAAGGAAUGUGUAUCGAAGAAAGAUGAUAGGAUUCGUCAAACAUCUAAGGGACCUCAAGAAACAAAAGAAAGAAAUGCUAAAAGGCAAUGUAAGUCUCUUUCAGCUUUUCAGUGUCAGCAUAUAGAGCCAAAAGUAACAGAAAAACUGCAAAUAAUAUCGCAAGAAACAUCUUUUAAUCAAGUAGGUAUGAAUUCAGAUUUGAGUAAACUGAAAUUUGAGAAAUACAUGGGAUUCAAAAUUAAAAGAUCAUCUGCAGAAACGAUUCAACCUGAUGAAAACAAAAUGAAAACAUCUAAAUCUCCUUGUAAAAAGUUGAGUUCGAUCGAAAAACCAUGUGCUACAUCUAUUCGAGAAUCAGAAGUAAAAAUAAAAGAACCUAAAAAAUAUAAAAACAAUGAAAAUUAUUCUAAACACAAAAAAAUUGAUACCAAAAUAACUAAAAGUGAGCUAUGCUUGAAAAAUAGUAAAACCUCUCUUAAAAAAGGCAAGUCAUCAACAGAUAAAAAGCUUAAUUCAAAGAAAUCUAUAUCCUGUCCCAACAAAAUGAGGGAAGAAAAACGUAAUGAGGUAUGUGGUCAAAGUAAAACAUCAGAACUAUCGCCCAAGCGGUUUGAAGCCAAGAUUUGUUCUCCUUCAUCUGAAGUCAACAGCAAGACUAAUACAAAGAAAGUUAGUUCCAAACAAAAUAUUAAAAAAAGUAAGUUGGUAGAGGACUGUUGUUUAAGUGAUAUUUCAAAUAUAGUUGAAUCAAACAAGGAAUGUACAAUUAAAGAUCUUAAAAAGUUUUCAGAUCAUUGUGAGCAAGACAAUUCAGUAGAAAAAAUUGAUAAGGAUUUGUCAAAUCAAUGCAACAAAAAUGUAGAUGAUGGAGAAUCUUUAAACAAGAAAGAAGCAAUAUGUGAAGAACAAGUUGAUAAACUAAUAAAAACUAAUGGUAGUAAAUGUUCUGAAAUGAAUAAGCCAGAGGAAAGUAAAAUUAAGUGUCCCACAAAUAAACAACCAAAAUCUAGUAGUGAACAGAGUCAAGAAAGUAUGAAGAGAAAAAUUUCAAACAAAGUUAAAAGAAAUAAAAGUGCUGUUAUAUGUUCUUUUGAUAAAGCCAGUAACAAAAGUAUCUCUUUAAAAUCAAAAGCAACACAAAAUAGUAAGAAAAUUCUUCUUAAAGCAAAAAGUUCACCAAAUAUAACUAAAACUUCCUCAAAAGGAAAGAAAAGCAAAUUUUGUAAUAAGGUAAAAGAUCCUAAAACACAAAAAAGUAAAACAUCCAUGAGAAAUACAACUGUGUGCUCUAAACCCUCAAGAGACUUGGAAAUUACUACCAAAGAAAAAUCAAGUUCCUCAAAAACUAAACUAUCAAAAUCAAAGAAUAGAGAAAAAAGCAAAGACUCAAAAGACAACAUUUCUAAAAGUUCAAACAGAAGUAAGAGCACUAGAAUGUGUUCUUUACAAACGCUACAAAAGAGGGUGACAGAAAACGCAGUUAAGAAAUCAAAAACUGUUGAAGUUAAGUCUUUUAGUGAAAUGAAGUCUAAUGGGCCUGAGAUAGACAAAGCAGAUUUACAAAAUGGAUCUAGUGUAUUAGGGAACCUUUCUGAAAUCAAAGAGAAGAAAGUUCAAGACCGCAGUAACGAAAACAUAGUUGUUCUAUUUGAUAAAGAAAAAAAACUUGAUAACUCUAAUGUUCUUAAUCCAAAGUCAGGAACAACAGCAGUUCAAUACAGUCAAAAAAAUGAAUAUUGGUAUACUAAUAAUAUGGGGAGCAAGUUUGCUUUAAAAGAAGGUGAGUCUCAAAAUGAAUAUUCAAAAUUAGAGUGUUCUAAAUUGAUGCAUUCCCAAAGACAUUUAACCAUUCCAGAACAUAUAAUCCAACAAAAUAAAAACAACAAAGAUAGCUCAACAGUUAAAACUAUCCGAAGUAAUCUACCCAAAAUGACACAGAAAACAAGAAAAAUUGAAUGCGCUUCAGUACAGAACAAUAAUACCACAGCCAAAUUUACUAAAAAAGAUGAAGUUAAUACAAUGAUAAAAAUUGAUAGAGAAGAAUUGGACAGAAUUGAUGAAGGUAAAAACAUUCAAUCAGUUGAAUCUAAAAAAAUGGGGGAAAACUUCAAAUGUAAUGAUAGUGUUAUGAAAAAAUAUGAUAUCAAAGAUAAACAUGACAAUAAAAAAAUCAUAUUAACAAAUAAAAGCAAAAGUAAAGAUUCAAUAGUAAGACCAAUAUUUGUCAAAAAACAGAAUGUGAUAGAUCAACCAGUAUGUGAAAACCUUCAAUCUGCUAUGCAUUCAGAAAUUAAGAGCAAAGAAAAUGAAAAACAUUGGAUUGGUAAAAAUCUCACUGUUGGAAAGAAAGGUGUAAUGCAAAAAAACAAAUUCAGUCAAGAACAAAUUAUUUUGUCAAACAAUAUUAAAAAGACCAUUAAAACUGAUUUAGUAGACAAAAGUCUGCAUAAACAUCAGAACAAUAACAAAAAAGACGAACUAAACAUAAAAGAACUACUCAAUCAACAAAAGUUGACAAAGUUGAAAAUUUUUAAUCCAACAAUAUCAAAACGUUUUGCAUUAAGAUCAAUAAAUGGAAGUCAUGUUCUUCCAAUUGCAAUAAAAACUGAAAGAAAUCGGGGAAAAAGUUCUUACAGCUCAACUGAAGGAAACAAACAUAAUUCAGAUGCAUUCAAAAAAACAAUAACUGAAACAAUAAACAAACCUAGCACUGAUAAAAGUCAUUUAAAUACAAAUAAUAAACUUAAUAAAAGAAUAAAAAUAGGCACAGAUUUAAAUAGAGACAAAAAAAUACAACCAUUUAAUGGCACCAAUAAAUUACAACCAUAUUUACCCUCCAAAUCUCCAAAGGAGCAUAUGAAUGGGAGUUUAUGUAGUGACAAUAAAAAUUAUGGCAGAAAAAAUAUUAUUUCAGACAGUAAAGCACAACACCAGGAUAAAAGUAUAACAUUAAAAACAUCAAAUAUAUCAAUAAACAAUGAGCAAUAUCCUAAAGAUAAACAAACUUAUAAAAAAGAAAAGCAUAAUCAUGUUUCAGAACAAAUGGGUAGUACAAAACUAUCUGUAGUUCAAAAUAAUGAAAAUGAUCACAUUAACAAAAAAUCUUUAAACAAAAGUACAGUCGGUAAUUUAAAAUCUGAUAACUGUUCUUCAAAAUUAAAUAUGCUAAAUAUAUUGAUAAGCAAUGGCAAUCAGCCAAAAGAUAAAGUAAUUAAUACAACAGAUAAGACUGAAAAAAUGCUUAUGAAACUAUCUAGUCCUGAACAUAAAAAGGCUCAAACAAGUAGUGUCAAACAAUCUUUGACUGGAAAUGAAAUUGGUCAUUUAAAAUCUGACAACUAUUCUUCAAAAUUAAAUAUGUCAGAUAUAGUAAUAAGCAAUGACAAGUGGUCCAGUGACAAAGAAAGUAAUACUAAAGAAAUGAAAAGAGAUUUUAAGGCUGAAAAAAUACAUAUGGAGCCAUCUGCCCAGCAACUUAAAGAGGCUGUUUAUAAUAGCACCAAGCAAUCUGUGACCAAAAAUGUAACAGGUAAUUUUAAAUCUGACAACUUAUUAAAACUACACAAACCAGUUUCAAACAAAAUUACUCCCUCUUUAGAAAAUAGAAUAAAAAACAGUCCAUCUACUUGUGUAAAUUUAAAUAAAGAUUCUCUUACAAAUACCAAGGAAGAUGUAUCAUCAGAAGUAUCAAAAACUAAUACAAAUAAUUUACAGGAUACUUUAAACAAUGUCAAAAGAGAGAAAAUAUAUACAAUACAAAAUAUAAAAACUAAAACAGCCCUGCAGUCACAAAACAAAAGAACAAAUUUAAUUAAUGCCAACUUAAAAAACCCUCCCAAAUUAGAGAACUUCAACAGAAAUAAAAAUGUUAACAUUAAAAGUAAAACAUUUAUUCAAGAAACUUCAAGUUCUUUGGUAAACAGGAAUAGGCCAAACACAGUUAAUAAUACCUUUGCUCAUACUCAAAAUCUGUCUUUAGUCAAAAGUCUCGCUGCAAAAAAUAAUGUUGAAAAACAACAAAUACGACUUGAAGUAAAAAACGUUCAAGAUAAAAUGCAAAAAAAUACUGCUGAUACAACAAAAAAGUUAACUAAUCCUAGAGUGAAGUCAUCUCUCUCACCCAUUCAGAAUGAUACAAUUGAACGACAAAGAACGUUCAUGACAAAACCUGGUAAAAGGCUGAAGAAAAUUAUGAAAAAGAACACCAGUUUGAAAGUUAAAAGAUGUAAAACUUAUGUGGUCUUGCGCAAAAGUAAUAUCACAAAUUCACUCAGAGAAAAUAGAUCACUAGUUGGUAGUGUUCAAAGUAAAACACAAGAAACAGGAAAUAUGAAGCAAAUUAACACUUCAAAAGAAAAUGAUGUAAAGAAAAGUAUAAAAGUGGAUAGAAUAAGAAAGAGAGCUAGUGUAAUUUUUAAAGAUCAUAAAAGUAAUAGUAACUUAUCUCAGAGGAAUGUCACAAAUAACAUCAACAACGGUUUAGAUCAAGGUAAAACAAAUGAAAACAAAAUAAAAAUACCAUUGUCAAAAGAAUUAUCCAAGGUAAGCUUACUUAAAUCAAACUCUGACCAAAAUCUCAAAAGCUUAUUGAACAGUAAUAUCAAUGAGUCAGGCAAAAACUUGAACACCUCACAUACUAAUAUUAACCGAGGCCAGAUGAAUAAAAACAAAACUGUAAAUGUUUUCCCAUCAAGUAAAUUGAAUUCCACACAUCAUAGUCCAUUUAAAAAGAUCCCUGGUGCUAAAUAACAGAACAUAGUGAAUCUAAAUAUGAAAUAUACAACAUUAUGUAUUUUUAUUUCUUUGUUUGUUUUAAUGAAUUUAUCUGGUUAUUUAGUCAAUAAUUUAAUACAGUGUUGUUUACUUGUAUUGGCUUUUCUUAAUUUACGAAUAAAAUAAAUAUUCAAGUG
Molecule: messenger RNA, 7085 nt
Organism: Homalodisca vitripennis (glassy-winged sharpshooter)
Lineage: Eukaryota; Metazoa; Arthropoda; Insecta; Hemiptera; Cicadellidae
Product: protein PF14_0175-like
Exons: 4
Coding region: 199-6924 (2241 amino acids)
Source: RefSeq, a predicted model, not a curated record